AUGCAGAGCCUGGCCCAGGUGGAGGUGCCAUUCCAGGGCGUGACGCUGAACCGCUGUCUCUUCAUCGCCAUCACCAUUCUGGUCGUCACUGACUCACCUUUGAGAUGUGAACAAGUAACAGUUGUGGCUAAGAGGAGUUUAAGUGAAUAUUGCGGUGCUGUUGUGGUUGUAGAGAACCUGCGUGGCCGUCGGGACGUGCUUGAGGACGAGCAGGAGGAGUACGGGUUGAGUCUGAAGCACAGCGCUCUGAAGAAGCAUCACCACGAGCCAGAGCCUGAGAGCUCUCUCUGGGACACCUUCUUCUGGUGGGUGGCCGACGAUGACGAUGAUGAUGAGGACGACGAAGAGGAGGAGGGAGGCCGCAGCCGUGGCCGAAAGAAGAAAGGAGGCCGAGAGAAGCCCAGCAGGGGCCUGAGGAACAGAGCCUUGCCGGACAAGUCCCUGCUGAAGAGGGGCGAGGGCAGCCUGAGAGACAGGAAGGACAAACGCAGGAGGGGAGAGGAGGAGGAGGAGGAGAGGGGCAAAGGAAAACGAGCGCACGAUAAGAAGGCAAAGAAGAGGAGGAUAGAGGAAGAAGAGGACGAAGAAGAUGAUGACGAAAUGGAAGACGAGGAGGAGGAAGAAGAGGAAGAAGAAGAAGAAGAAGUGAAACCAAAGAAGAAAAUGGCUAAACAUGUAAAGGAAAAACCGACCCAGCCUAAAGGCAAGGUUAAGAAGAAAGCCAACUGAUAACUUUUAGUGAUAGUAAAAGGCACAGCAGUACUUCCAUCUCAACCUCCCCUCUAAAACACCAGACAAACACCCAAGUGCAAACUGGAGACACCAAGCUUGCUCAAGCUGAGCAACAAACCUGUAAUGCUGCAGUUUACACUUGAUCAUCUAUUCGCUACAUCAGUGGGUUUCAGUCCUACUCCUGGGCCCAUCUGUAUGUUCUCCUGCACUACUACACCACGGGCACUCUUGAAUAACUGAACCCACUGCAUUUAGCUAUUUAAAGAGCAUUCUAACCACACUGUCUUCAAUCAGGUGUGUUUGAUGCUGCGGUGGGUAGAUGAGCGCCUUUAGGAGCUAAUGUACAUCAAGAACCCUUACACUGUAUGCAUCAGGUCCCUGAUACUGUACAAAAGUGCUAUACACAUUGACCUCUCACUAGUAAUAACAGAUCAGUGAUGAGGGACCAUAUUGCUGGAAACAUGACAAAUGUUUGCCUGUCCACACAGAAAUAUGUGGAUUGAGCUCUGUAAUGCAGAAACAUAAAGAGGCACUUUCAACAUGUGCAUGAGAAAGAUUUGAAGACUUCUUAUGUGUCGCAUCUCUGACUACAUGGUAGAUAUAAUAAGUAGGGUGUGUAAACGUUUGGAAAAAACAGCCUUUAAACUAUUGCUAAGCAAAAUGUAUGUGAGUAAAUGAUGUGUAUAUACAGGCUGAAUCAAUAAAUUUGUUUAAUAAUA
Messenger RNA from Sardina pilchardus (European sardine), 1451 nucleotides. Its product is annotated as retrotransposon-like protein 1. Bases 1 to 729 code for a protein of 242 amino acids. The record is from RefSeq and is a predicted model, not a curated record. Lineage: Eukaryota; Metazoa; Chordata; Actinopteri; Clupeiformes; Clupeidae. The transcript has 3 exons.